This is a messenger RNA of Zeugodacus cucurbitae (melon fly), 2869 nucleotides long. It is a transcript of the gene Alg12, whose product is annotated as probable Dol-P-Man:Man(7)GlcNAc(2)-PP-Dol alpha-1,6-mannosyltransferase. NCBI's taxonomy places the organism in Eukaryota, Metazoa, Arthropoda, Insecta, Diptera, Tephritidae. The coding region runs from base 471 to 2723 and encodes 750 amino acids. Gene Ontology annotation, molecular function: alpha-1,6-mannosyltransferase activity. The record is from RefSeq and is a predicted model, not a curated record. Gene Ontology annotation, biological process: protein N-linked glycosylation. Gene Ontology annotation, cellular component: endoplasmic reticulum membrane. The transcript is spliced from 8 exons.
AAAAAUGAUGCACAACAUUCAACACACCGUCAGCGACGUGGAAUUGACAAAAACUAAAUUUAGAAUAAUAAAGUCCAUAUAUUGGAAAAAUGGCAAUAAACAGCACAUCGGCGUGAUGUUAAUCGCCAGCGUAUUAGUGUAAAUGUCAGGGAAACAAUAGAUUAACAAAUUGUAGGAAAAACAAAAAACAAAGUGUUAAAGAGUUUCCUGGAGUCAAAGUUCUGCACAGGUGCCGCUCAACAUCGUAGAGCUAUUCCGCAUAGAUAAGCGAACGUAAAUUUUAUAUGAAUAUAGCAUAGUGGAAAAUUCGGGAAUCGUAUUGUGGAUAAAAUGCCAUUAUGUAAUUAAGUUAAUUGACCAUCGAUACGUACACCGUUAAUUACGCUUCGCGCGGAUUGUUAUUUAAAUAACUACUUGUGGCUUUAAGUCUUUACUACAUCGGUAUUUAAUUGGAAACUAGUCCAGCUACGAUGGAUUCAUUAUUAUUUUUAACGGCUGCGGCGCAUCUGUUUUACACGCCAUUCACAAAAGUGGAGGAGAGUUUCAAUAUGCAAGCUAUGCAUGAUAUUCUAUAUUUAAGACAAAAUUUUACGCAGUAUGAUCAUCAUGAUUUCCCCGGUGUGGUACCGCGUACUUUUCUCGGUCCGCUUGUUAUCUCCAUAUUGUCCUCACCAUUUGUUAUACUUUUUGAAACACUCAGCAUGAAUAAAUUUUGGGCGCAGUAUGUUGUUCGUUUAGUUUUAGCCGCGGUAGUAACUGCCUCAUGGCACAAUUUCCGUCGUGUGAUAACCAAACAGUUUGGCACAGAUGUGCGUCUCUGGUUUACCAUAAUCACACUGACACAGUUUCAUUUCAUAUUCUAUAUGAGUCGACCAUUGCCUAAUGUUAUAGCUUUGCCCGUUGUACUGUAUGCGCUGGCAUUUUGGUUACAAGGCCAAACGAAACCCUUCAUUAUAUGUUCCGGCAUCGCAAUAUUGAUAUUUCGUUCAGAACUUUUAAUAUUCUUGGGCCUUUUACUAACUUAUGACUUGGUUUAUCGAAAACUUAGCAUUUCAAGCGUACUAAAAAUAGCAUUACCCGCAGGUUUAGCUAUUUUGGUCACAACCAUUGUUUUGGACUCGUUUUUCUGGCGUCGUCUCUUGUGGCCGGAGGGUGAAGUACUCUGGUACAACACAAUAUUGAAUAAAAGCGCCGAUUGGGGUACUUCGCCGUUUUUAUGGUAUUUCUAUUCAGCAUUACCACGCGCUCUUGGCGCUUCAAUAAUACUGGUGCCAAUAGGUUUCUGUUUGGAACGGCGCAUACGUCCAUUAGUGCUGGCGGCCUUGGCAUUUGUACUCAUCUACUCAAUCCUACCGCACAAAGAGUUGCGCUUUAUUGUUUAUGUGUUCCCUGUGCUCAAUUUGGCGGCUGCUUGUGCCUGUACACGUUUCUGGCUGAAUAGCGGCAAAUCAUUGUGGCAUCAAGUACUUGCAUUUGGUGCAGGUGCGCAUUUAUUAGUCAAUAUACUUAUAACGGUAUUCCUUUUGGUUGUAUCAAGUACCAAUUAUCCAGGUGGUGUGGCAUUAACGCGUCUGCAUCGUCUGGAGGCACAAACAGCUAAUGUGUCCGUGCAUAUAGCUAAUUUAGCGGCACAAAGUGGAGUUUCACGAUUUUUACAAAUCCGUGAUGACUGGCACUAUUGCAAAAAUGAAUCGAUAACUUAUGAUGCUCAGCAGACGCGUCAUUACACACAUCUCUUGGUGGAAGCAAAGAAUAAAAAUAAUGUGCAACUAUGGUCAACACUGCAGCAAGAGUUUGAAAUUGCAGAGUUUGUCGAUUGUUUCAAUAAUAUUGGCAUACAGUAUAGCUCAUUGGUACCAAUACGCAUCAAGACCAAACCAUGCAUAGCUAUUUUAAAGAGACAUAAACUUCCUGUUGAUGUCGGAACUAAAAAGAAGACGAAAGACGAGAAAAAAGCGAAAAAGAAGAGUAAAAAGUCAAACGAAAUCGAAAUAGAAACCGUUGAAAGCACCCUUAAUCGAUUUAAUGAAGACGUAAAAGACAAUGAAAUUCCCAAAGACUUGCACAGCUUAGAAAAGGCAAAAGAUGAACCUAUUGCAGAACCACUACAAUUUGCAGAGGAAGUGCAAAGCACACUUAACGAUAUAGUAGAUGCAAAAGCGUCGAUCGAGGACGGUUACGUGGAGGACUGGACAUUGGAAGUGGUGGACGAUGAAACGUUCGAAGAACCAAUUGAAAUUCAAACGAAUGAAAUACAACCAGAACCUAACAUUGAAGAACCUAUUGAAGUGCACGAAUCUAAAGAAACAUCUGCACAACAGUCAGAUGCUGACAUACAAUCAGCUGAAACUGCUGAUCAGCAAUCGAAAGACAUAAACUUCAAUGAACUGCACAAUCUGGCGCUAGGUAAGGUGAAUCGAAAAACGUUGGCAACCAGACAGAAGAUUCGACAACUCAUCGAACAGCAUUACCGUUCGAAAGGACGUCAAGUUGAGAAUUCAGCCGAAAAAAUUGAUAAACGUUCCACCAGUGGAAAUUUGCCAGCCUCGCGCCAAACAGUUAAAUCCAUUAUAAAACAGGAACGCAUAAAGGAGAUGAUCGAACAGAUCGCCACCAUGGACUUGACACGCAUGUGUGACCUGGAGCACAUUUCUACAAAAGACUGUCUAAAGCAGGUUAUCGACAAACUGGACGCUGAUGAUAAGUUAGUGAACAGUAAUUGAAAAAAAAAUAAAACAUUUUUGUUAAUGGAGAAGAGUUGUUUGCUAGCAUGAGUGUUCGCUUUCUCAUUUUUGUAUUUAUAUUAAGUAAGUUAAUGUUUACCAGAAAAAAUCAAAAAUUUCAAUAAAUUAUAUACAUUGCGAACAUA